GGCGGGCGCGCCGCUGUGUCGUCACCCGCGCGCGCCGUCGCCUUAGCGUUCCUCCCGCAGGGAACUGCGAGGGCAGCGGCGUCAUGGCGAGCUCGGCCGCGUCCUCGGUGCGCCCGCCGAGGCCCAAGAAAGAGCCCCAGACCCUGGUCAUCCCUAAGAACGCGGCGGAGGAGCAGAAGCUCAAGCUGGAGCGACUUAUGAAGAACCCGGACAAAGCUGUGCCGAUUCCGGAGAAGAUGAGCGAGUGGGCGCCGCGGCCUCCCCCAGAGUUUGUCCGAGACGUGAUGGGUUCCAGCGCCGGAGCCGGCAGCGGAGAGUUCCACGUGUACAGGCACCUGCGCCGCAGAGAGUACCAGCGGCAGGACUACAUGGAUGCCAUGGCUGAGAAGCAAAGGUUGGAUGCAGAAUUUCAGAAAAGGCUGGAAAAGAAUAAGAUCGCUGCCGAGGAGCAGACGGCAAAGCGGCGGAAAAAGCGCCAGAAGCUGAAGGAGAAGAAAUUAUUGGCGAAGAAGAUGAAACUUGAACAGAAGAAGCAGAAAGAAGGAGCCGGUCAGGCCCCGGAGCCGCAGUCCGGUAGCUCUGAGGAGGCGUCUGGAACAGAGGAGGAUGAAGAGGAAGAGCAGCCCAGCUUCAUCAUGGGGCGGUGAUGACACAGCUUUCUGGAGCACGGCUCAUGCGUGACCAGGGCGCAGAGCAUGCUGGUGUGCCCAGCAGGGAGAGGAGGCCUUCCUCCAGCCCUCCUCCUAAGGACUCCCUGAGAAGGGAGCCCUGUCGCCUCCUGGGCGGGGCUCAGCCGUGUUCUUGUGGAAAGGAGAGAGGCUUUACGGGCUGUUGGUACAGUUCUCCCAGUGAACCACCAUGACCCUGGGGUGGCACCCGCACAUGGAGUGCUUACAUAGUAAAGAACAGAAAACUGCUGGGUUUCGUUGA
This is a messenger RNA of Ochotona princeps (American pika), 930 nucleotides long. It is a transcript of the gene PRKRIP1, whose product is annotated as PRKR interacting protein 1. Gene Ontology annotation, molecular function: protein kinase binding; double-stranded RNA binding; protein kinase inhibitor activity. The transcript is spliced from 6 exons. Bases 84 to 647 code for a protein of 187 amino acids. Lineage: Eukaryota; Metazoa; Chordata; Mammalia; Lagomorpha; Ochotonidae. The record is from RefSeq and is a predicted model, not a curated record. Gene Ontology annotation, biological process: negative regulation of protein kinase activity. Gene Ontology annotation, cellular component: nucleolus.